AUUACAUCAGGAUCACAGGCGCGUCGAAUCGAUGACUAUAAAAGCGGCGAGAUUAAAGGAUCGGCAUGCAGUGCAUCCUGGGAACACCGUACGCCCUCACGAUGGCUGUUGGUGCUCUUAACGUAGUGCUCUUAUUUUCCCUCGUGACGGGCCUUUCAGGCCUACCAACAGCGCUUGAAAAGGAAGUCGAAAAUCGCUCAUUGCCGACUGAGCUGCAACCGCCGCCGUUGGACGAAAAGGAACACCACGCUACAGUUUUUAUUAUUAAUCUGUACGCUUUAAACAGCAGUAGCAAUGAGUCGGAACAGGUACUCAAAAAUGAAAUCGUCGAGACUGUACCAGAUCUGCUGGAGCCGUUGGCCACCGUUCUCCUAGUGGUGGAAAACGACGAAGACGAGAAGGAACACUUGCCCGUUGACCUCGACGAAUUCGCCGUGGGAUUGAAGGACCAAGGUUACAAGGUCGACAAGAUCGAUCAUAACGGCAAGACGAAGGUGCUCAGGAUGAAAGUGAAAAAGGAGGAGGCGCAGAGUAUGGAGGAGUCGGCUUCGAAGUCGGACGACGAGACGAAACCCCGUCAGAAGAGGACCAUCUGCUUCAGCUGUGGCGGCGGCGGCGGCGGCGGCAGAAAACGAUGGGGGGGUGGGUAUCCGAGCGGUGGAGACUAUUAUCCCGCUGUUAGCGGCGGAGGUGGACAAUGUUCCACCUGCGGCGGCGGAGGAGGUUCUUAUCCUAGCGGGGGUGGCGGCGGCGGAGGAGGAGGACAUUAUCCUAGCGGGGGUGGCGGCGGCGGAGGGUAUUAUCCUAGUGGAGGUGGCGGCGGCGGAGGUCAUUAUCCUAGCGGUGGUGGCGGCAGUUAUUAUCCUCCUAGUGGUGGUGGAACUGGACAAAGUAUAGCUGUUGUGCCGAUUGUAGUCAUACCUAUUGGAAUUGCAGGAGGCGGAGGACGCGGAGGCGGAAAUUGCGGCCGUGGAUGCGGUGGAGGUGGCGGAAGAGGUGGCGGCGGUAGUUGGUCCUCCUCUUCGGCUUCGGCGCAUUCUUCCUCUGGCAGUUGGGGAAAAUGAGCGGAGGCGCACGUAACCACAUAAACAUGUUGCCAUCGGCGAUUUAUGCUGCCUUGACGUUUAUUUCAUAUACACGCGUGCAAGUGCAAAGAGUGUGGAUUCUGCGAAUACACGAGUCAAUAUACUGCGAACAAAUAACAACUCAAUAGUCUCGAAAUUAUAUUGUAAAGUGUAACGCAUUCCUGCUCAUUUGAUUGUAUAACACAUACAAACACACACACAUAUAACACAACUAUGUAUGGAAUAUGGUAUAUUCGCCAAUAAAUAACAAAACAGGUUUGGCUCUAACAAAAA
This is a messenger RNA of Odontomachus brunneus, 1358 nucleotides long. RefSeq names its product keratin, type I cytoskeletal 9-like. The transcript has 6 exons. Bases 66 to 1064 code for a protein of 332 amino acids. The record is from RefSeq and is a predicted model, not a curated record. Lineage: Eukaryota; Metazoa; Arthropoda; Insecta; Hymenoptera; Formicidae.